Poeciliopsis prolifica (blackstripe livebearer) is the source of this 1058-nucleotide messenger RNA. RefSeq names its product fission, mitochondrial 1 (gene fis1). Lineage: Eukaryota; Metazoa; Chordata; Actinopteri; Cyprinodontiformes; Poeciliidae. The record is from RefSeq and is a predicted model, not a curated record. The transcript is spliced from 5 exons. Bases 64 to 528 code for a protein of 154 amino acids. Gene Ontology annotation, molecular function: protein binding. Gene Ontology annotation, cellular component: mitochondrial outer membrane; peroxisomal membrane. Gene Ontology annotation, biological process: mitochondrial fragmentation involved in apoptotic process; autophagy of mitochondrion; mitochondrial fission.
AUUACGUCAGCGUUGUUGUGUCACGUGAUUGCACGUGGGCGUGUCGUCGCUGUUUCCGGAAACAUGGAGGCUGUUCUGAGUGAUGUUGUCGCUCCUGAGGACCUCAAAAAAUUUGAGAAGAAAUACCACAACGAGCAGCUCAAGGGAUCCGUUUCCAAGGAAACCAAGUUUGAGUAUGCUUGGUGUUUAAUCAGGAGUAAAUACACGGAUGAUAUUAAGAAGGGAGUGUUGCUCCUAGAGGAACUUGUUCACAAGUCGUCAAAGGACGACUCACGGGACUUUCUCUUCUACCUUGCAGUGGCCAACUACAGGCUCAAAGAAUAUGAAAAGGCCUUGAAGUACAUCCGGACUCUGCUGAGGAACGAGCCAGGGAACAAGCAGGCUCUGGAGCUGGAGAAGCUCAUCGACAAGGCUUUGAAGAAAGACGGCUUGGUCGGCAUGGCGAUAGUCGGCGGAAUCGGACUGGGCGUGGCCGGCUUGGCGGGUCUGAUCGGCUUGGCGGUAUCGAAGGGAGCAGCGAAAUCCUAACCUGGAUGAGAAAUGUGUUCUGGACUCGUGCGCUGACCUCCAUUGAGAAAAAACAAAACAAUAACCAAGUGCUAAAAAGAGGUUGGUUUGAAGUUGAAUUUGUGCUGCGACACAUUUACAGCACACGAUGGUUGGAAAAAAAAAAAGUUUCAUACUUUAACAAGGUUGAAAAUUACAUUUUCUUCUGUUCACAUAUUAAAGCAUGUCAGUUUCUAGCUACUUUCCUUACUUUAAUUGAAAGAGUUGCCAUUUGCUUUCUGUAUGUACUUCUAAGACUGUACAGGCUUGUUUCAUUGUUUAUGGAUAAAGGAAAGUGUUACUGUUGCUGCGUAACAUGAAGAGAGACUAGCUUAAUGUCUGCAGAGAAGUCCAGCUGAAAGCAGCGAACAUUUAAUUCAGACAUGCUCUUUUUUUGUUUGUUGAGAAUAAGAACUUAUAGAAUUUACACAUUUACUCGUGUUAAAAGCUUUCUUGACAUUUACUAUAUUUAAUUAUUUUACAUCUUGGUAAAUAAAAUGACUACAACAAUA